AUGGCUCCACAAACACGCGCAAAGUACCAUCGAGGGACUCCUCCUAUUACUUUACAGGCUAAAGAAGCCGAUACUCUCAAAAAAACGCGCUUUUUUGAUGCCUUUGAUGCCCAAACUGCGGAUCUAAAAAUACGUCCAAUUGCACGUGCAACAGGAAUACCAUAUCCAACAGCGCGUCGAUGGCUACGGCAACGACGCCAACUAGGCUCCUCUGCCUAUAGACAUACUCGCCAGUUAUCUACGCACCUAGGGAGACCCUCUUCCGUUACUGAAAAUGAAAUCCGAGCUCUCCUACAGGCUCCGCAGGAGGUGCGAUUACAACCAUUAGCCGCGCAGCUUACAAUUUAUAAUAUAAACCUCAGUGUACGCCAAGCUCAAUGGAAAAUUAAGGAAUACUCCAAAAAUGCUCAAAAAUAUAAGGCUGCCUAUUUUAAGGACGAUUUAAGCCCUCAAAAUGAGCUCGAUCGUACAGAAUACGGUACGAUUCAAAGUGGGAAAAGUAUGGAAGAUUUCUGGUGGUGGAUCCUCUUUACAGACGAGUUUCAUUAUAAUCCAAGUCUCCUUGGUGAUCCAAUGAUCCUCCGUGACGAGGAGACACGUUACGAGGACGAGAAUAUCGUCUCUAGGCCUCCUAAAGGAGCCUCCUUUACUCUUCACGGGGCAGGAUGGGUUGGCUGGUUUGCACAGUGUGAGGAGCUUAUAUUCUGGCAUGACACUAAGGCGGAAAAGGUCACAAAGGAGCAAAUAAAGGAGCUAAAGAGGCUCCUCAAGGAAAAAACUCCUCGUCGCCCUCAAAACCUCGUCGGAGUAAAUUCGAGUCGUCUCAACUAUGGCAGGAUAGAAUGGAUCAAUAUGGUAAGGAUAUAUGUGAAUGGCAACUCUCCUGCCCUCAACCAGUAA
Messenger RNA from Exophiala bonariae, 900 nucleotides. RefSeq lists its product as uncharacterized. Lineage: Eukaryota; Fungi; Ascomycota; Eurotiomycetes; Chaetothyriales; Herpotrichiellaceae. The transcript has a single exon. The record is from RefSeq and is a predicted model, not a curated record. The coding region runs from base 1 to 900 and encodes 299 amino acids.